AUGGAGGUGAGCAAUGGUUAUUCGACGCUAGACGAAAGCAGAGAUGAGAUACGCCUUAUCACACUUUCCCUGCUGCCGGAUGAGUUCGAUCUCGUUCAUUGCACGGUGGAAACGGUGUCGUUAGCAGACCUCACUCCGGAUUACCGAACUUUCAUCUGUUCCUCAGAUAAUUCGGGCGUAGGUGCGCGGAAAACAAUACGCAAAUGGUGUAAGUCAAAAAGUAUUGCUCAGCAAUCAUCUACCUCCGCAAAGGACGACGAGUACCAGUAUACUCCUUCCACUACUAGCAACAGAUUUACUUGGGGAGAUUUUGCAGCCUUAUCAUAUGUAUGGGGUGAUGAGAACGUUACUGGUACGAUUGUCGUGAACGGACAGGAACGAGAGGUCACUGCCAACCUUGAGGAAGCCUUACGGGCUUUCUGUUCGAGAGAUGAGUUUACUGGUGGUUUCAAGUUAUGGGUAGAUGCUAUAUGCAUCAACCAAAUUGACCUCGUCGAACGAGGGCGUCAAGUGAGGAGGAUGCGAGAGAUCUAUGGGACGGCAUGGACGGUGGUCGCUUGGCUUGGAGAGGAGUGCGACCAAAGCCAUAAAGCUAUCCAGCUGGUCCAAGAUUUGGCUGGUUUUAGCAACAAUAAAAGUAGGAACCAGCUGGAGAAGUGGUUACAAGAGGAUCCAAGUUUUCUCGGUAACGGAAGCUGGCUGGCGCUUCAGGAGUUCAUGGAUCGGAUGUACUGGUAUCGUCUCUGGAUUCUUCAAGAACUGAUUAUGGGCUCAUCUGCCGUGUUGAUUCGAUGUGGUUCUUCCUCGAUUGAGUGGAAGACAUUCUGUGCUGGCAUUUCUCUCUUGGAAGAGGACUUGUGGCUAGUCAAAGACGGCCUUCUUAGGCGAGAUGUUGAUGCCCAAGGACUGACGAAAAAUACGGCAUGGUCAACAGCAAGCCUUCAUCUGGUAUACCAAGACCUAUCAGUUCUAAGCCAACUGGAAGAAACUACAGGAGACCACCAGUGCAUCAGCUUUGGAAGGAUCCUGGACAUCGCCAAUUGGGCCGAGUGCAUGGAUCCCCGAGACAAAGUAUACGGACUCGUUGGUUUGAUGAAACCUGACAUUGCACAACAUUUGGUCCCUGACUACACUAUUCAUCCCAUGAGUGUUUACGCAAAUGCCACCAAACUUUUUAUACAAUCUUCCGGUAGCCUAGAACCAAUUCGGGAGGGCAAUCCAUGGGGUCCUACUCGAACGCCUUCUUGGAUUGCAGAUUGGCAAUGGGAGGGUCGAGCGCGCAUGUCGAGGACAGAAAAUCAGCUCUGGGGCCCAUCUUGGCUCUCUUCAAAGUCUAACCCCUCGAUAAAUGUACCCUAUCAUGCAAGCGGAGCCAGCAGGUACGAAGUUACAUUUUCAGGAGAUGGCCUCCUGUUGAGCUGCAAAGGCUUCAUUAUCGACAGUGUUUUGGGGCUUUCAGCACGAGGCCAGGGCUACUUUGCCUGGUCCAAGGCUUCGAUAAACCAAAUAGGCCAAUGGAAGAGUAUCUAUGGAGAUAAAACUGCAACCUCUGAGGCCUUGUAUCGAACUCUCGUUGCAGACAGAGUUUCAGGUGGGAACAAAGCGAAUGUCAAACACUCUGUCGUUUUCCACCUUCCCGCGACAUUUUCUAAAGCUGGCCCACAGUUUAAGAAACGGGGAUGGACCUGGCUAUCAGCACAAGAGAAUUACUAUUUCAGAUGGCAAAAGUGGCGCGCCGCAAAUCGAGAUUUCCUACUUGGCGAUCACAAGCUCGGUAGCUUUUUUGAUGACAAGGUUCCGGAAGGAGCAUCCGAGUUUGAUUUCACAGAAGUCUACUCUUGUUUUGACCGAACUUGUCAGAAACGACGACUGAUGACUACUAAGAAUGGAUAUUUAGGGUGGGUACCUGAUAAUAUCUACGGUGGAGACGAGGAUCAGACUCGGAGUGGUGAUCUUGUUGCAAUCAUUCUCGGCUGCAGUACUCCAAUGGUUAUACGUCCAGCGGGAAAGUAUUUUCUUGUUGUUGGGGAAGCCUACGUGCAAGGGAUCAUGGAUGGAGAAGUAAUGAAAGCAUUGGAGACUAGCAAUGCCAAAAGACAGUUUACCCCCGGGGAUAGCUGGCGGGUCUUGGAGUGCCAGGAGAAAGUUUACCAUUUCCUUGUGAAAUGCUGUGAGCUUAUUCUGCAUGACUUACUAGAGUCCGGCUCCUUAUACGAUGAUCAAUUUCCCAUCGUCCAGGCGGAUGCUGCUGUUUCCACCACCACGGAAAUACUAACUAGUUUGGCUUCCAUAUCGGCUGAAGCUCCAUAUCGUCUACCAGCAAAUCUCAAUGCUGAAGAGGCCGUCGCCGAAGCAUCAGGUGCACAACCCGACCCCCAGCCAACCUUCAAAGUCGACAAAUCCUCCCUGAAUGUAUUCAACACCAUGUUCUUCACUACUGGGAAAAUAGGAGGACCGGGAGAGAUACCUUGGAUCGAUUUUCUACGCGCCAUGGCGAAUACUGGUUUUACUAUCCAAAAGCUCUACGGUUCUAUCUGGCAGUUUACCCCUACGAAGUUGGCUGUUGAGCGCAGUAUCCAAUUCCAUGAGCCACAUCCGGCGGUCAAGAUUAGGUUUACACAUGCGCGUCGUAUGGGUCGCCGUCUGACGCGAGCUCAUGAUUGGCAUGGUGGGAUGUUUGAUGUGGUAGUGGGUAGGGGGUCGAAGUGA
This is a messenger RNA of Lachnellula hyalina, 2709 nucleotides long. RefSeq names its product Heterokaryon incompatibility protein 6,OR allele. Bases 1 to 2709 code for a protein of 902 amino acids. The record is from RefSeq and is a predicted model, not a curated record. The transcript is spliced from 3 exons. Lineage: Eukaryota; Fungi; Ascomycota; Leotiomycetes; Helotiales; Lachnaceae.